AUAACCUCGUUGUGAACGAGACCCCAUAAAAACAGGGAGGCCACCACCUUUUUGUGCAUAAUGAGCAUCAUAUACACUAGGGUCACAGCAAUACAGUUGCCUCAUUUUUUCUGUCUGAAGUGAAGUUUCACUAACACCUGACCGUCUUCAAAUGGCACAGCAUCGCCUGUGUUUGUCCUAAUAUCCACUUCAAUGGUCUAAAAUGUUGCUUUACUCACAGGUGCAUAAUGUAUGUCUGAGUAGGAUUUUUGUAUCAUUUCACCAUGUUUUCCACUUGUAGUGACUGUUCUAAGCAGUGGUGUGUGGGAAUCGCCUACUAGUUGGUGCUGAAGUACAUCGCUGUAAAUAAAGAUGCUGUAAAAUGUUCCCUGGAGGUCUGCUGGGAACACAGAGGUUGUAUUUCCUGUUAAAACAACUUCGUUUUGAUGAAAGCCCAGGACAUGUGUUAAAUCUUUGAUCAGUCUAAUGGCUCUCUUAUUACCUACUUCAAAAUACACUUUUUGGGUCAGUGAUUUGUAUAUCAACUUAAUAUUUGUAUCGGCAAUCAAAUCGUUGAUUGUCGUUCAUGUCAGCUGCAUAAUUGAGUCAUAAUGGCCCUCUGGAAUAGUAAUUGUGGACUAUUCAUGCAAUGUAGGGUCAUUAUCUGAUGGCAAUAGUACUGCAAAACGGUUGUUUCUGUCUGUGAUAUUGUACCAUGUCUUUGGAAACUGUAUUUCAGCCAGACCAACUUCCCAAUUAUCAGCUGAAUCCAAUUGGAUACUAUUGCUUAAUUUGGUGGUGAAAUGUGAUUUGGUAUUGUUUGGAAAAAACUUCAUGGAACUGUUACUGGGUAGUGUAACAUAGAAGUGAUCUACAUUAAAACUCAUGUUCAGUUUGGGAUAGUAAAUCUGUUAUCAGUCGAAGGUGGCCUGUUUGGUAGUGAAAUUCAAGACAGGGUGAUUGAAAAGGCCUUUCGUUUUGCCGUCAAUAGCAUUAACAGAGAUAGGAAUUUAUUAAAGGGAACACGUUUGAAAUACGACAUUCAACGUUUACGAAACACGGAUAGUUACCAAGCGUCAAAGAGAGCCUGCCAACAAGUCAACUUAGGUGUAGCAGCUUUAUUCGGACCUCAACAAUCGCAUCUAGCAGGGCAUAUCAAUUCCAUGUGCAACGCUAUGGAUAUACCACAUCUAGAAGCCAGAUUAGAAACAAGAACUGAUAGCCCUCCAUUAUUUUCCGUGAAUCUUUACCCAGACGUCGACUUUCUUACAAAAGCUUACAUAGAUGUUGUCAAAAGUUUUGACUGGAAGAAAAUUCUAGUUUUAUAUUCAGAUGACUACGGGUUAUUAAAACUUCAGCACUUUAUACGGACGCCUUUUAACCAAGAGAUCGAGAUUAUAGUGCGACAGGUGAAUAGGAAAAAUAUGCGUAACGUACUUCGCGAAGCAGAGAAGCAUCGAAUGCAUUCGAUUCUUGCAGACCUGCCUGUUGAUGAUACUCAUUUACUUUUAAAAACAGCCUUACAAGAAGGCAUGAUUGAUUCCAGCCAUAGUUAUAUAUUAACAAAUUUGGAUAUAGAAAAUUUAGACAUGGAGGAUUUCCGUCAUAACUUUGUUAACUUGACGGGAUUUCGGAUUAUACCGAGGGACAGGGACGUCGACGAUGUAUUAAGGGAGAUGUUUCAAUAUGACGAAAAAUCGAAUGGAGAAUUACAAAACGCAUCAUCGGCAAUGGCGACAGAAGCUGCAUUGAUGUAUGAUGCCGUUUAUAUGUUAGCCAAAGGACUCGAAGAAGUGGACCACAGUCAGGACAUCCGGUUAUUUAAUCUCUCGUGUUAUGAAGACAAACAAUGGCCAUUUGGGAGCAGCUUCUUUAAUGCUAUGAAUUCAGUAUCUUUCAAUGGUUUGUCUGGAAGGGUUAUGGGUUUGAAGGAAGGUAGAAGAAUCGAUUUCAAUCUCGAGAUUCUCUUCAUGACAACCAAAGGGCUGCAAAAGGUUGGUUAUUGGAAUCCAAUAGGUGGUUUGAAUUACACAGGACCAUUUGAAACCAUGACGCGAGGUGGAAAGAUGGGAAUCAACAGAACACUGGAAGUAACCUCCAUACUGGCCGAUAAAGAGUUGGUUGUUACAACAGUAAAGGAUCCCCCGUUCGUCAUGUUAAGGGACAACCACGAGGAGUUGGAAGGCAAUGACAAAUUCCAAGGCUUUUGCGUUGAGAUGCUCGAUGCAAUAGCAAAUAAUGUUGGCUUCAGAUACAAGCUACAGCUAGUUCAAGACGGAAAAUAUGGCGUCCCUGACGAAUAUGGGGAGUGGAAUGGCAUGGUCAAGGAACUGAUUGAUGGGCGUGCAGACCUAGCAGUGGCAUCCCUAACUAUCAACUAUCUACGAGAACAAGCAAUUGAUUUUACGAAACCCUUCAUGAACCUUGGCAUCAGUAUAUUAUUCAAAACACCAAAGGGUCAAACACCUGGCUUGUUUUCCUUUUUAAAUCCGUUAGCAUUGGAAAUUUGGCUCUACGUCAUUGUUGCUUACGUUACGGUCAGUUUCGUUAUGUUUAUAUUGGCCCGAUUCAGUCCUUUCGAAUGGUACAACCCACAUCCAUGUAACCCGGAGACAGACAUCGUUCACAAUGUGUUCACGCUCUCAAACAGCUUCUGGUUCACCGUUGGAACAUUGAUGCAGCAAGGCUCCGACAUCAACCCGCGGGCACUGUCAACCCGUAUCGUUGGUGGGAUAUGGUGGUUCUUUACACUCAUUAUCAUAUCAUCAUACACGGCUAACCUUGCUGCUUUCCUGACAGUGGAAAGGAUGGAAUCUCCCAUAGAGAGUGCCGAUGAUCUUUUCAAACAAACUGACAUCUCAUAUGGUACUAUUGCUGGUGGUUCAACCAUGACGUUUUUCAAGACCUCGGAUAUUCCAGUGUAUAAAAGAAUGUGGGAGUACAUGAGCAAGAAGGAACCAAGCGUAUUUGUAAAAGAGUCCAAGGAAGGAAUAGAGAAAGUUGAAAACGAAAACUAUGCAUUUCUCAUGGAGUCAGUCAUGAUAGACUACGCAGUGCAAAGAAAAUGUUCGCUGAUGCAAGUAGGAGGCUUGCUAGACAGUAAAGGUUAUGGGAUUGGAACACCUAUAGGCUCACCAUACAGAGAUACCAUAACACUGGCAAUCCUCGAACUCCAGGAAAAUGGAAAAAUACAGAUGCUGUAUAAUAAAUGGUGGAAAAACACAGGCACGUGCAACAGGAAGGAUAAAAAAGACUCUAAAGCCCACGAAUUAGGCGUUCAAAAUGUCGGAGGAAUUUUUGUAGUAUUAUUAGCUGGUCUGGCAUUAGCUGUGAUUGUUGCCGUGAUGGAAUUCAUCGUUAACUCCCGGAAGAAUGCCAAGAGUGACCGAGUGAGUGGUCAUGCAGGACAUAAGAAAACACAAUCAUUAUGUUCAGAGAUGCUUGAGGAGUUUCGCUUCGCCCUUCGAUGUAGAGGUUCCACGAAGCGGCCGGCUUUUCGCCGGACCUGCUCGAAAUGCUCAACGCAUGCAGAUGUUCCUGUGGACUCGCCCAAUGGUGUUAUACAACUCCGUGAACUCAAACGGUCACCAAUCACUGGCUGCAGGGAGUACAGAUCGCCUUCCCCACUACCAGACCUCUACUCAAAGGAAUUUAGAACUUCGUCACCUCUUCCUCAAUUCGAGGAACGGCAGAAGAGUGGUUACAGUGAUUACACAUGUAAAGAUUGAACAAGGAAUCGCCUUUUUCUGGAAAUAUGGAUUUCAUCACAUAGAGACGGGGAGGGGAGGGUAACCUAGAUUUCAUUUCUUCCUGGCCAAAGCAAAUUGAAGGUGACCAUUGAUAUAUGACAUUUCUUAUUUGAAAGGGCAUUGGUGUCAGUGUCCAAGCCUAAAUAUCUAGUAGUGUAAUGUCUUGCCCAUAUUGAUAUCAACAUCUAUAACCAAAGAUAUCUCUAAAUCUAUUCAACCAUUUUUAUUGCUGUUGGGUGGUCACAAAUGUUUUUGUUUUUUUUAUUAUCAUAAUUACAUUGAAGUACGUUGUUGUCAUCAUUAUGUUAUCGACCAUUUUUAAAAAUACACAACAAAACGUGUAUUUAUUUCAGAAAAAAGAUGUAGAAAUGACCAGUAUUUUGGUACAGCAGGCAAUAAGACUGUCUUGUGUUUUCAUGUUGAUAUAAUUAUCCUGAUUCUAAAGUAAUGGGCUUUUCUAGUUAAAAAUCAACCCUUGAUAAUUUUGUUGACGUCUGACACUGUCCGCCUAAGCUCAGGACGCUCACAAGGUUUGUGGUAUUGGUUACACACCAUUCUUUUCUUAAGUGAAUACUACCAGCUACAAUAAACAACAAGGGGCCCAAGGGUCUGCCGCUCAGCUGACAUUUUGUCUAUACCAGAUAUGAUAUGGUACCAGUUUAAUACAAGAAAGUGUACAAACUAUAUGAGUGCAACGUGCCAAAAAGCAAUCCCAUCGGAGGCAUUUGGAUGUAUAAGUAACGUGAUCAUAAGGUUUAUUGCACUACAUGUAGCUGAAACAUUGCUUUUAGGUUGCUAAAUCUCCUGCAUUAUCUAUUCAUUGUAAAGCCCAAUAUAUCAAACAGCUGAAUACUCUGAUUUGCUCAAUGGUCAUUGGAUGGAAUGUCAUGAUCAAUAGUCAUAAAGUUGACAGAAUGUUGCACCGGUAAAAAGAAUUUCAAAUUGACUAAUUAGAUUACUGGUGACCUGAUUAAUCAUUGUUAAAUUCACUUCACUUCACCUCUUGUUGUAAUCAUAAUCAUCAUAACCAAAGGAUCCAAAAAGAUUAAAAGUGCCAAAUUCCACAGCAUGUACAAUCGCCUGCCUUUGUUUAAGACAAUAACCACCUGCUACAGUCUGCAUUGCUUUAACAGGCUAUUAAUGAGAGCCAGAACAAGGCAUCAAAGGCAUUUUCAACAUGUUCAUAAAGGGUCAUUCAUAAAGUAAUGCCACACAGAAGGAUGAUGCUUGAUGAUGGUGUAGCCUGUAGCGCAAGGUCCACCGUAUACAAUCUGUGCUCAUCCAGAAAAAAAUCUGAAGGAACGUCCAUGGAACUGAUGCCAUGGAGACACUUCCCGAAGCACAGUAUCAAUACAGAUCAGCCUAUAAAAUGACUGGUUUGGAAUGAUACCAAAUGCAAAUUAGAGCCGGGAAAUUUCACAGACUGAACCUUAAGUAUAUCAGCCUACUCUGUCUACCAUGGCGGCAAACCAAGGAAGGUCUUUCAGUAUGGACAAGUAGUCCUCUCGUCAGCUCCAAUUCGUUCAUGAAAUAAAACAAAGAUCAUCAAAGUCAAUCGACUUUAUUCAUUGAGUGAUCCUUUUGUUUUUGUUUUUCAUGUACAAAGGGAGAGCCUCCCGUAAACACGCACACCUUUGCAAACCGACUUGUCGGAAAAUAGAAUUGUUCGGAAAAAAAAGUAAUAGCACCUCCCUACGAAAUGACAAUAUGGUUUCGAUUUCCGGAUUCAGUGCCUACAGAGGGAAAAGAACCUUCAUCAUGCAGAUAUUAAUCCCCUACCUUUUUUAGAACCUGAUCAUGGUAUGC
Lineus longissimus is the source of this 5534-nucleotide messenger RNA. RefSeq names its product glutamate receptor ionotropic, kainate 2-like. Gene Ontology annotation, biological process: monoatomic ion transport. The transcript has 15 exons. Gene Ontology annotation, cellular component: postsynaptic density membrane; plasma membrane. Bases 1143 to 3707 code for a protein of 854 amino acids. Gene Ontology annotation, molecular function: signaling receptor activity; ligand-gated monoatomic ion channel activity. The record is from RefSeq and is a predicted model, not a curated record. Lineage: Eukaryota; Metazoa; Nemertea; Pilidiophora; Heteronemertea; Lineidae.